Molecule: messenger RNA, 1184 nt
Organism: Meloidogyne enterolobii
Lineage: Eukaryota; Metazoa; Nematoda; Chromadorea; Rhabditida; Meloidogynidae
Source: the annotation of a GenBank genome assembly
AUUUUUAGUCCGUUUUAUUUUUAAUUGGAAUAGUGACAAAAAAAUUUUGAGUAGAACCAAAAGCAAUUCACCUUCUGUAAGGGCAGUUCACCUUUUGACAAUUGGAAGAAUAAACCUUUACUGGAGGGGCAAUUCACUAAUUCACCCAAACACCCUCUAAAAAUUUACCUCUGAAGAGGAAGUUCACCUCUAAAAGUUAACUUUCUGGCUAUCAUCUUCUGGAAGGGCAAUUCACCCUCUGACCCACAAAACCCUCCAAAAGACACACUUUUUUUGAUAAAAUUUUUUUAUUUAUUUAGGCAAAUGGUAUGACUAAAACCCAAGGGCAUUCAUAUGAUACCCAAUCUCCCUCACAAAUUAAUCAGUUUUCGCAUCCUCUCACUUUGGAUACAUCAGAACCAACAACACAAGAACAUUUAGAAAAUUUUACUCACGAAUUGAGACACGAAGAAGCUCAAGAAAUACCUCUAGAUUUUAGGUAUCUAAUUAUAAAUUUUCAAAAUAUUUUCUCAAAUAUUAUUUUUAGCGUUAUAAAGCAUGGAAUCAAAAAACAUUUGACCAGAAAUAAAACAAAAUCGGUUAUUUGUACUCCAUCAACAAAUGAAGGAGGAGAAACUUCAACAUGUUACAAACACAAGGCAUGUGAACAGCCGCUUCCUUUAACUACUACAAUUCCUGAAAGCCUUCCUCCACCUACAGAAUUGCCUCACCCCUCACUUGUCUUUCCCGAGAGAAAAACUGUUUUGGAAAUUACUGGACCACCUCUACCCUCUUCUUCAAUAAAUUCUCAACAAACUUCAUUCCCUUCAUUUUCUUCUCAACAACUUUGUUGCCAGCAUGGUAAACAACAACAACAAACAAAUACAAAUUCUCCUUCUUCUAUUUUCCGCCCUCUCGCAAAUUUUUUACUUUCAAAAUCAGAACAAAAACAUCAUUAUUUAACUGGAUUGCUUAACCCUAUUGAACCACAAUUAAAUUCAAAAAUAUCCAAAGAGAAGGGAAAAGUAGAUGAAGAAUUACAACAACCCUCCUCUUCAAAACAAAUUAAUUCUGCCAACAAAGGCAUCUUUUUAAAUUGAAUAACCAGUCGUUUAUAAUAGUCAGACCUCUCUAUAGAUACCUAAAAGUGUCUCUUAUAAUGAGUUGUACGUUGAAUAUUGGGAGUCGUUUAGGUAGCCCCCCCC